This is a messenger RNA of Passer domesticus (house sparrow), 2445 nucleotides long. It is a transcript of the gene RSPH14, whose product is annotated as radial spoke head 14 homolog. NCBI's taxonomy places the organism in Eukaryota, Metazoa, Chordata, Aves, Passeriformes, Passeridae. The transcript has 7 exons. Gene Ontology annotation, cellular component: membrane coat. Gene Ontology annotation, biological process: intracellular protein transport; vesicle-mediated transport. The record is from RefSeq and is a predicted model, not a curated record. Bases 354 to 1397 code for a protein of 347 amino acids.
CCGGCGCUGAGGGGCGGGAGCGGGGGCUCGGUAAUGGCACACGGCGAAUCCGAUUAUUUAGUUAUUUCCUUUGUCUUGAAGGGAGAAGUGGAGUUGUUUAGAGUGUUCAGUGAGAAUUAAACCAGAUUAAGACACUUCAGCAGAUGAACACACAUUAGUGCUGAUGAUGCACGAUUCCAGCCUCUUUCACAGCUUCCUGACACUGUAUGUUUGCUAAAGGAGCUCCUUGGGGACACAGAGCACUGUUUAAAGUCAGUAGGUGUCUUUAUGCUACAUUAUCUGCCCAGUCACCAAGUACAGCCACUUUGAACCGUUUUUAGGGAUAGGGAGAAUCUUUCUCAGGAAGACUUGGGAUGGCACAACCUCGUAUCUCAGCCUACCUCCCCCCUGAUAUAGACCCCACCAAAGCUGCUGUGGCCUUUGGGAGGAGGGCCCUUCCCAAACUGAACGAGGAGCUGCAGUCUCCCGAGCUGCUGACACAGCAGCGGGCGCUGAUGGCUCUCUGUGAUCUGGUCCACGAUCCAGAAAAAGUCUACCAGGCAAUAGCAUUAGGAUUUUUGGACAGCCUGAAGACUCUGCUGGUGCAUCAAGACCAAACUGUCAGGCAAAAAACAACAGAAGUUCUCUCUGUAAUGGCUUUGCAUAGUAUUGGCAGGGAAGGGCUGAUACGAAGUGGAGUCAUUUCUGCCCUCACUGGGCUCCUGGAUGAUCCAGUAGAUAUCUGUCGGAAGAACACCCAUCAGAUUUUUGACAUGCUGGCAAGAUUACCUGAAGGGGCUGGUGGUGUCCUGCAGGCUGGUUUGGUCCCCCCACUGGUGCUGAAGUUGAAGACAGAGCUGGAUGAGAUCCAGGAGCUCAUCCUUGGUACACUCUCCAACUGCCUCCGUGUGGAGGUUUCUGAAGCCCUGGCAGCUGGUGCUGUUUCUGUGCUGAAGGAAAAGCUCUCACACCCCUCCACAGCCAUCAGGAGCAAAGCAGCCUGGGUCCUCUUAGAAAUCAGCUCCCAUGCUGAGGGGAAAAUCGCCGUGUGCAAGGAAGAGGUGAUUCCUGUGCUGCUGAGCCUGCUGGAGGACACUCAGCCCGAAGUUCAAGUUAGCUCAACCGGAGCGCUGAUGUUUGCUCUUGUUGCACCUCAGGGGAGAUCCACGGCCAUGGGUGCUGAAGCCAUUCCACCUUUACUGUCGCUGGUUGCUGAGGAAACCAGCACAGCGCGUUUGAACGCGAUCAAAGCCCUGACGCUGCUGGCUGAGCUGCCGGGGGGCCGCCGGACCCUGCUGGCUCACCGGGACUCGAUCCUGCGGUGCCUGGAGGAUCCCAGCGAGGCCGUGCAAAGGGCUGCCGAAAUCGCCAUCACCGUGAUCGACUGGAAGCCCUUCUGCAGCCGCGAUCUUUUCUAGCGAUCUGUUGCCCUCUGUUGUUGUCUGGCUGUAAAAGGUACAUGACUACACGAGACCUUCAACACCAGAGCUCUCUUCCUCACUUACUCUGGAUUAGUUUCUCCUGAAAAGUUAUUUGACAACAGUUUCACGUCUGUAUUGCAGGUCACAAGCAGAAAAAUGGAGAAGAAAAGUUAAGAAGUGUGGAGUUCUCCAAGGGCCAAGACUUUCCUAUGAUACAACACAAGCAACCCUUUCUGUUUUCUUCAUAAUGUUCUCUCCUUUUUUUUAAACCUCAGUCUAUCAAACACUAAUCAAUAAUUAAUUAUAUUAGAAAGGCUCACAAUUAACCCCUCCAGCAAUUUGUCCAUGCUGACAAAUUGAUCUAACAACAGGAAUUCACAUGGAUUUUGCUGCAAACAUUUGUUGAACGUGGGAUUAACACCAAAGUCAGAAAGCCUUUACCAGGGUAGCUCGUGGUAAAGCUGUGUUGGGGCCUCUCCAGCAGGAGAGGGCUCUGGUCCCCAGCUGAAAUUACGUGUAAUAAGGAACAAAAUCACCUCAGCACCUUCAGCUGAAGGGCAGUGGAAGUGGUGGGAAGUUUCAGUAGCAUUUUAUUCACAGGGAGUUCAAGGCUGGUCACUACUGACACAUUGCAAAUUUCUGUCUGCAGUUACAAGAGUGUAAUUUAAGAGGCUUCAACAGGAGGCCUGGGCAAAGAAAUAACACAAAUGAGCAGGACAGCCCUGGCCAUUCUCAGCCACCAAGGAAGAUGUGACAGGCUGGCUGGCACAGCUUCACAGCAAGUCCCAUUUGUUUUCACUUGGGUUUUGUUCUCACAUGGGAGUUUUAUAUCCAGAAUUGUAGCUACAAAGAAGCUGCAUCAGGUCUAUAAAAGGGGUUAUUUGUCAGGGCUGCUUUUCCAUUCAAACCCACAGUCACCCUGCAAACUGCAUUACCCUUAACACAGAAACUCUUCCUGUAGGAGUGAUUACAGUUAAAAUGUUUCUCUUCCAUAAUGUAACCAAAGGGUGAAUUUCCUCUCUUAUAAAGAUGCGAUUUUAAAGUA